Messenger RNA from Symbiodinium natans, 2559 nucleotides. The record is from the annotation of a GenBank genome assembly. Lineage: Eukaryota; Dinophyceae; Suessiales; Symbiodiniaceae.
AUGGCGUUUCAACAGUCGGAUUUGCCGCCGCCGCUGCCCUUCGCUCACCCGGCAGACCUGGUGCGAGCACACCAAAAAGACGAGCAGUGCAGAGGUGAGCUGCGCCGCCUGGUUCUAGACGCGGUUGAAGAAACUUUCGGCCGCAGAGCAGCAGGAUGGCAGUCGACAGCUGGAGCAAUCGCUGACUACAUUUACACACUUUCUGCUGCAGUCCUGGCCGGCAACUCGUUGGGUGAAGAGUACUGCGAACUGCUUUCGGUAUCACCGGGGCUUCAGCCCACCAACUGGCGACGACGGCUUGCUGCUUCAACUCUCGGCGCAUUUUCGCCGGCCGUUCAAGCAAGACUGCCGCAGAGGUUGGCAACCCUGGCUUCCGUGUUCGUGCCAAUCUUGACACGACUGCAUUUGGCGUUUUUCUACCUCUUCGGCAGAUACCACAAUCUGACAGACAGGAUUUUCUCACUGCGUGCCGUGAGCAUGGCGGAGUAUCCCUAUCGAAACUUCAGCUAUCGAGCGCUUGGUGCGCUUCUGCUGGCACAAGUCCUGGGCCAGGUGGCUUUCAUGGCAGUGGAAAGGUGGAGAUCAAGAGUGCCACAAACGAAUGCUGCAGCUUCGAUGACAGGCAGCUGGGACACGAGUCACAGCCUGGCCCCACCACGUCAAGGGCAAGACGUGCAAGCUCCUCUGUGCAACAUCUGCAUGUGCCCGGCUGAGACCGUGACUUCUACACCGUGUGGCCAUUUGUUCUGCUGGGACUGCAUUGCAAGCUGGUGCUCUAUGAAAUCCUCAUGCCCUCUUUGCCGGGCGGCAGCACCGCCGCAGAAGCUUCUGCCUUUGCUUCACUAUGCCUCCACCAGACGUCCCGAGCGAAAGCCCGGCCCGGCCCUUGUUGCCAGCGCUCACCUGUCGGGAUUUGACAACGAUGUGAUGUCCGAUGCGAGCUAUGCCAUUUACCGCAGGAAGUUUGCCAAGUGUGCAGCUGCGUUGGAUGCCGCCGGCGGGCACAACAGCGUCCUACCAAGCACGCUCGUUUUUGGCAAACCCCCAGACGUCUCUGCUCUAAGCCCCCUCGACAAACCAAAUUGCAGUUCUGGAAUGCGGUUUCAGGAAGUGCUGUUGCAUCCAUUGUUCCUGGUGGGAACCAAGUCGCCAGAGAUGGCGCUGGCAUCAGACCUGAACAAGCUCAUACGAGUCGGCGCUUGCGUCCCAAUCGCUUGCAGGAAGACGUUCGCAGAUUUGGCCUUGCCGCGGCUGAUGGAGUGGCGACCCGGGAGCAACGCACACCAUCCCGGAGCCGGGCCCUGCGCCACAACUUCAAAAGCGAACAUCCUUGAGGCCAAAUGCCGGCAUCAUUUGCACUUCAGCAUCUUCUUCACCGAGUGCUACGGGGCCGUGGACGUGUGGCGCCUGAUGUCCGACAAGAGCUUCUUCCAAGAGCUAUUUGGUGCCCAGGUCAGAAGCUUACCCUUGGAUUGGCCUGGCGUGGCGCGACCAGGUUCGGCUCAGGCGGCUCUCCAACACUACUGGAAGUGCAAAGCUGGAGGUGGGAUGUACGUCGGAGCUUACUUCAAUGCUGUCUCUGAACUCCCUAUGGGCUACGAGCUGGGCAUGUGCCUGCCAUCACUGCACACAAGCUGGAACCCUGAAAGAGAGGCGCUAGUGAAAUGGUGGCUGGCCUCCCAAAUGGGGACCUGGUACCCAGAGCUCGAGAUAGACGCCGGUAGCCUCAAGAUUACCGAGCUCGCACACCGAUCGGAAAUCCCGGUGGACUGGGCCAUCAUCGGACUCGGGCGCAGCGGCACCACCUCGCUGGCAGCUUGGCUGGACAUGCAUCCAAGACUGGAGCUGCUGCGCGACCGCAGCGACUCUUUCAAUGAAGGCUCCUUUCAAUACUUGUUCCGGCGGUCAAACCUGGAGCACCUCGUCAGUCGACAGAGCCUGCAGAGGCCCAGCGAGAGGCCCAGCGAGAGGCCCAGCGAGAGGCCAGUCAAAGGCGAGCGACGAAGCAGAAGAAUCUUAGCAGGCUUCAAAGAGCCAACUCUACUGCAGUCGGAACGAGGGAGACUGAUCUUGGCCGAAAUGAAGCGAGUGAAGCUGUUGGUGGUCAUCAAGAAUUGGGCGGAUUGGCUGAAAAGCCACCUGCUCUUUGCCGGGACCACUACUUGCUUUCCGCGUAUUCUCGCACAGCUUGGCGAAGCUUCGGGUAACCUCUCGUGCCGCUUUUCCUUUGAAACUGGUCAUGUCGUGCAAAAGAUGCAGGACUUGGAAUCGAAAGGAGUGCCUGGUCAUCAGAUGAAGCUGGUGCACCUGGACACUUUACUGGAGGAGGGGCCUGCAUCCCUCCAACGCAUCGCUGCUUUCCUCGGAGCUGGCCCGGCCAACCACUCCACUGAAUGGGCUGCAGCGCUGCCAUUGCAAGCCAAUGUUGCAAGCGACAGUGAGGCUGAGGCAGCAUUCUGGAAGGAUUGGUGCGAGCUGCCUCAAGACCUGGCGCAGCAGCUUGAGCGACGACGGCAGGCUGCAACAGCUGGGGUGCCGCAGCUUUUACGAAGAAGUUCA